Molecule: messenger RNA, 1389 nt
Organism: Fusarium poae
Lineage: Eukaryota; Fungi; Ascomycota; Sordariomycetes; Hypocreales; Nectriaceae
Exons: 2
Coding region: 1-1389 (462 amino acids)
Biological process (GO): transmembrane transport
Cellular component (GO): membrane
Molecular function (GO): transmembrane transporter activity
Source: RefSeq, a predicted model, not a curated record
AUGAGUCUCUAUCAACUGCCAUCCAAUCGACUGAUCGAGAAGCGUCUAUGUGUAGACUACUAUCGUCGGAAUGAUCCCUCCAAAUUCCUAUCUGAUGGUAGUCUGGACGAGAAACUGUGCAAAAUUCGUGACAUCGAAAAAGAGCUUGGCCGAAUCCAGGGCGUGAUGGAAACGCUUUGGGUUGCUGGAGAUUUUAUUAUGACUAUUCCGUUGAGCUUCCUUGCUGAAAAAUGGGGACGCUCUUCUAUCCUCAGGUUCAAUCUCAUAUCUCGCUCAUUCCUGCUAUUCUGGGCUAUCGCUGUUGGUAACUUCGAUCAUCUGCUCCCGACUCAUGCUAUACUAGCAGGCCCUGCACUCUCCGUCCUUGGUGGAGACUGUGUCUUCAACUCUCUUACCUAUGCACUUGUCUCAAAUCUGACAGAUGAUCAUGUUCAGCGGGCCAUAUACUUUGGCUACAUGAGCUCUGUCUCUUAUGUCGUGGCGCUGCUCGGUCCAGCUUUGGCCUCUGCUACCAUGUCAAUAUCGGUGUUACUCCCGUUCUGGUUGGGGAUUUUAUUACUGUCGUUGGCAAUACCAGCCAUACGGAUGCUACCAUCACCUCUGAAUAUGACUAAAAACACAGAUGAUUCCCAUGAGGAACAACAUGAACCUCUUUUAUCAUCCCCACGCUCAAGAGCCCAAGAAGGUGCUCAGUCAGUCUUCCAUUCAGUGGUACAGCGCCUCGAGACAAUCAGAAACAUCGUCACCAGACAUCCAAAGAACUUUACUCUACUUCUCGUCAGCUUCAUACUCACAUCGCUUGCAAGUUCCGACACGAAACUACUGGUUCAGUAUAUCUCUGCGCGAUAUAAAUGGACUUUUUCUUCGGCUGGAUACCUCCUAUCUGGAAAGGCGGUCGUUAACUUUACGCUACUGACGCUGAUCAUCCCUAAAGUAUUGCGUUCCUCACGUGUCGUGCCAGGCGAGGCAUACUCGGAAGAUGUAGACAAGUCAAACCUUUGGAACGCCAUGAACUGUCUUUUGGCCUCAGUGUUUGGUGCCUUGGGAAUUGCCGUGGCGAGCAGCAUCUGGAUGCUUGUUCCCGCAAUGUUCAUAUACGCUCUCGGAUCUGCCCUACCCAUCUUUACUCUCUCCCUUCUCAAAUCACCCGCAAUAUCGCCCCAGCAUACGGAAGAUGCUACUCAUGCGUCGGAGAUUGAAAACCAUAUUUUCUCCAUCGUCAUGUUGGUCAAGACUGCAGGGUCACUUAUUGGUGCCCCGCUGAUGGCUAUGCUUUGGGUCUAUGGCCUAAGUCUAGGCGGAUUUUCACUUGGAAUUCCGUUCUUUUUCAGUAGUGUGUGUUACAGUGUGGCUAUCUGGGUGUUUUUCAACAUCAAAGUAGAUACCUAG